UACUACGAGAUCACGUUGCGUCGGGGACUCAAUGGGUUGAGCAAGCAUACGAAGAAACAUGCGCAGGCGGUGGGGUUGUUGAGGAGGCAUCAGGUUGUGUGGAGGGCGGUGGGACCGAGGGCGGCUGGACAUGUGUUGAGGUUGAGGGAAUUGGUGGAUGUAAAGCUG
This is a messenger RNA of Fimicolochytrium jonesii, 168 nucleotides long. RefSeq lists its product as uncharacterized. The annotation marks the transcript as partial. The record is from RefSeq and is a predicted model, not a curated record. The transcript has a single exon. NCBI's taxonomy places the organism in Eukaryota, Fungi, Chytridiomycota, Chytridiomycetes, Spizellomycetales, Powellomycetaceae.